GAGAAUAACAGAAAAAAAGUGUUAACAACCAAAUUCUUGGAGUAAAAAAAACAUGGUGAAGAUCGAAGUUGGAAGUGUGGGUGACUCGUUCAGUGUUGCAUCUCUAAAGGCUUACUUGUCUGAGUUUAUCGCAACUCUUAUCUUUGUAUUCGCUGGCGUUGGCUCAGCUAUCGCUUUUGGCAAGCUAACCUCCGAUGCCGCCUUGGACCCAGCUGGUCUUGUGGCUAUUGCGGUGGCUCACGCGUUUGCCUUGUUUGUUGGGGUUUCGGUUGCUGCUAACAUCUCUGGUGGGCACCUUAACCCUGCCGUGACUCUCGGUCUUGCCGUUGGAGGAAACAUAACACUGAUCACAGGUUUCUUAUACUGGAUCGCUCAGUGUCUUGGCUCCAUCGUUGCUUGCCUUCUCCUUGUCUUUGUUACCAAUGGAGAGAGCGUACCGACCCAUGGAGUCGGAGCCGGUUUAGGAGCACUGGAAGGUAUCGUGAUGGAGAUCGUUGUGACAUUUGCUUUGGUCUACACCGUUUACGCCACAGCUGCUGAUCCAAAGAAGGGAUCGCUAGGAACCAUCGCUCCAAUCGCUAUCGGUUUCAUCGUUGGUGCCAACAUCCUCGCUGCUGGUCCUUUCAGCGGUGGCUCCAUGAACCCAGCGAGGUCGUUCGGACCAGCUGUUGUCAGUGGAGACUUGUCACAAAUCUGGAUCUACUGGGUGGGUCCACUCGUUGGUGGUGCACUUGCUGGACUCAUCUACGGCGAUGUGUUCAUUGGUGCUUACCAAGAAGUUUAAACCCGCGAGGUCCGAGUUUGAUUAAACGGAUUUGUGAUUUCUUGAUGUUUGCUUUGAUUUUGUGUUUGAUUGUGUAUGUUUGAUGUCUAUGCCUGCGUCUCUACAAGAUUGCAUGUAGAGAAAAAGUUGUCUUAAAAAAAGAAGAAGUUAUAUCUUGUUAAUAAUAAAAAGAUGUAAAUAUAUUUUCUACUUUAUAUGGCAAAACUGAAUCAGCUAAA
Molecule: messenger RNA, 1002 nt
Organism: Raphanus sativus (radish)
Lineage: Eukaryota; Viridiplantae; Streptophyta; Magnoliopsida; Brassicales; Brassicaceae
Product: aquaporin TIP2-3
Exons: 2
Coding region: 53-784 (243 amino acids)
Biological process (GO): water transport; transmembrane transport
Cellular component (GO): plant-type vacuole membrane
Molecular function (GO): water channel activity
Source: RefSeq, a predicted model, not a curated record